This is a messenger RNA of Mercenaria mercenaria, 2082 nucleotides long. RefSeq lists its product as uncharacterized. The record is from RefSeq and is a predicted model, not a curated record. Lineage: Eukaryota; Metazoa; Mollusca; Bivalvia; Venerida; Veneridae. The transcript is spliced from 12 exons. The coding region runs from base 1 to 2082 and encodes 693 amino acids.
AUGGGUUACAGUCGUUUUGUUGCCUUCAGCAACUUGUUUAGAUGUCCGGUAGUAUCAGAUGAUAACCCAGAAGAAAACAUUGCUACGUGCAAAAUAAUUGAAGAUAAUUAUAACAUAAACAUUGAACAUAAUGAUAUUUUAACCGUUACUUAUUUGACAAAGAGUGGCGGCUUUCGACAGCUAUACGACAAAGAUCAUAAUCGUGCAUACACACGUCAACAUUACAAAGGGCAAAGCAUUGAAAAGACAGUAGAAUUUAGAUUUGACUUUAUGUCUCCUGUCCAUUGUUCAGAACCUGGUUCUAAAACCACUUGUAGUGCAGCAGAAAAACCUAUCUAUGUUGGAAAAGAUGUAACGCAGAACGAGAUCGACAUAACAUGGAGUGGAUGGUUUGACGCACUAUCUGGUAUUGCCUACUACUACCUAGAAGUUUUUCAUCUGAAACCCAACAUUCAUGGUGAUCUGACAGAGCCCGAGCCUUUAAAGCCAAUUCUUUACUUCAAGACCUUCAAUACAACGUCAGUGGAAUUUCCACAUUUUACUCCACCUCAUUCAGGAAUGUACUCAAUACUUCUUCAAGCGUCUGACAAGGCGAACAACUCCAAAAUUGCAAGAAGAUUGGUUCUGUAUGACAACGAAUCAACACUAUCUUUAACAAAGCCUGGCAUGCUGUUAGGAAAUGCAAUAAACGCUUCAGACAUGUACAUCGGUGACGGAGGAAUACAUGUUAGUACUGCUGUGCUGGAAACAGGGUUCCUCUGGCAGACGACCAAGAAUGGAAAAAAGACACCCAUCGUCUUAGACUGGAAAAAUCAUUUCGUGAUCAAGAUGUAUGAAGAAGGAAAACUUCUUAAUAAAGUUCUUCCGUAUCCUACGCAAUUUGUCAAUCUGGAAGAUGAUGGAAUACUCAGAAGUAAAAAAUAUGUAUCAAUGGACGACAAUGAGGGAAUGAGGACCGUAAAUGCCAUUCCGAAUAUACACGGUAUAGUCAAAUUUGAAACUAAGAAAGUGUACACAGACGAUAGACGGGUUCCUGUAUCGGGGUGGGAGGCGCAUAGUUUAUCUGAACGUUACGAAGUGAAUGAGAUGCUACAUGAUGGAAGUUUUGUCAGGUUUUGGGUUCGGGCUACCGACAUUAUGAAACAUACGUUAGCCGACUACACUGAAGUCCACAUUGAUAACACUCCGCCAAGGGUAGCUGGUGUGAAUUUUCAUGAAAACCUAGUAAAUGGUACACAUAAUCACACAUCUAGAAUCACCUUCGUGGCAUCUGACGAUGGGAGUGGUGUUCAUUGGAUAGAAUACAGUUUCUUUGUUUCAAACAGUACCAUCGCACUUGAGAAAGGGGCCAUGCCAGCCAGUCGGAAUAAUGCAACGAGGGCAUGUAUUCAAGAUCCUAUGUGUAACUGUGUACUAGAAACGUGUUUUCUUAGAGAACAAACACUUGAUUUUGAUAACUGCCGGUUUCUUGUGCCGAAAGAGGAUUUGAACAAAUCAGCUAGAAUAGAAGUCAAUGUUUACAACCAGGCUCUACUUUAUGACACGUUCACAGUAAAUAUAAGACGUCUUACAGAUUUGGGUGGUCUAGAGGAAUAUUCCGGUCCGACAAAUAUUCAUAUAGAAAAGAAUCUUGCAACCGGCGUACGACUUGUUUGGGACUUACCUAAGAAAGCGUCUUGUUACGGUAGAGCUGACAUUGAUGUGGUGGUGGUAGAUUCAGGUGGAAGAGUAAAAGUAAUACAUGUUCACAAUGAAGGAACGUUUAUUGACCUUGUCGGACUUGAGCCAGACAAUGACUACAGCAUUUCUCUUAAACUCGGGUACAGAGGCACAGAACUUGCAGCCCAGCCUUACAAGUUUCAAACUGCUCCUAAACAGAAUUAUCUUGAAGGGAGUGUGAUCGCAGGUAUUGUUGCUAGUGCAGUAGCAGUAAUUGGCAUUAUCAUUUCAAUAGUUGUGGUUUCGUAUCGGCGAAGACGAAUGCAAACUGAGAAAGGUGGUUUGAAAGCUAUGUCUUUUAAAUACAUAGACGCGGUAGAUGCUAUAAACAUAGGAGAGAAGCAAAACAACUCUGAAAUGUAG